Xiphias gladius (swordfish) is the source of this 2074-nucleotide messenger RNA. Its product is annotated as serine/threonine-protein kinase PAK 3. The coding region runs from base 276 to 2000 and encodes 574 amino acids. Lineage: Eukaryota; Metazoa; Chordata; Actinopteri; Istiophoriformes; Xiphiidae. The record is from RefSeq and is a predicted model, not a curated record. Gene Ontology annotation, cellular component: cytoplasm. The transcript is spliced from 18 exons. Gene Ontology annotation, molecular function: ATP binding; protein serine/threonine kinase activity. Gene Ontology annotation, biological process: protein phosphorylation; regulation of axonogenesis; regulation of actin cytoskeleton organization.
GCUAGCACACAAGUGUCCCUACAUCAAUACAGCGGUGGCAAGCGACACAAACACGCAGGAAAACACGGCGCGGAUUUUACAUGGCACUCUGUCCGCGAUGGAGGAGUGACCUACUGGAGGUACCUUGGAGCGUGGAGGCAUACAAUGUGAAUGCAGCUUCAAGCUCAUGCCGUGGCAACGGUCCACAAACCAGUUGUUGGUGCUUUGGUUUGAUGACACCUUCACAGUCAACUUCAUGGCCACAAACUGCAAGGACAUUGUGAGUGCCACUAAAGAUGUCUGAUAGUGUUGAUAUUGAAGAGAAACCACCAGCCCCCCCCUUGAGAAUGAACAGUAGUUCCCGAGACUCUUCGUCAUUGAAUCACGCCUCUAAACCACUUCCAAUGGCUCCCGAAGAGAAAAACAAGAAGGUCCGCCUGCGCUCCAUCUUCCCCGGGGGAGAUAAGACAAACAAGAAGAAGGAGAAGGAACGUCCUGAGAUAUCCCUACCCUCAGACUUUGAACACACCAUUCAUGUUGGCUUUGAUGCUGUAACAGGAGAAUUCACAGGAAUCCCAGAGCAGUGGGCGCGGCUCCUACAGACCUCGAACAUCACCAAGCUGGAGCAGAAGAAGAACCCACAGGCCGUGUUGGACGUCCUAAAGUUCUAUGACUCCAAAGAGACCGUCAACAACCAGAAAUACAUGAGCUUUACCUCUGGAGACAAGUCGGCACAUGGGUACAUAGCAGCAAACACUCUGAACCGACUGCUGUCAUCUGGGCCUCCUGUCAGCCUUAGAACCUGCAGCGCAUUAUUUGACAAGGGUGCCAAAACAUCAUCAGAGCCCCCAAUUGCUCCACCUGUAUCAGAGGAGGAGGACGAGGAGGAAGAGGAGGAGGAGGAGGAGGAGGAAGAUGAGGAUGAUGACGACGAAUUGCCCCCGGUCAUUGCACCUCGACCUGAGCACACCAAAUCUAUCUACACACGCUCUGUCAUGGACCCACCAAAGCCUCCCACCCCUGUGAAAGAAGUGUUGACUCCUCCGGAGUCGCAGGUCCAGCCGGAGAACACGUCCAACACAAUGUAUCGCCACACUGACCGCCAGAGGAAGAAGUCCAAAAUGACAGAUGAGGAGAUUCUGGAGAGACUCAGGAGUAUUGUUAGCGUGGGGGAUCCCAAAAAGAAGUACACACGCUUCGAGAAAAUAGGACAAGGAGCAUCGGGCACUGUGUACACUGCCAUCGACAUAGCAACUGGCCAAGAGGUGGCCAUUAAGCAGAUGAACCUGCAGCAGCAGCCCAAGAAAGAGCUGAUCAUCAAUGAGAUCUUGGUGAUGAGGGAAAACAAGAACUCCAACAUCGUGAACUACUUGGACAGUUACCUGGUGGGAGAUGAGCUAUGGGUGGUGAUGGAGUAUUUGGCCGGUGGCUCGUUGACAGAUGUAGUAACUGAGACCUGCAUGGACGAGGGCCAGAUUGCUGCGGUCUGCAGAGAGUGUCUUCAAGCUCUGGACUUCCUACACUCCAACCAGGUGAUCCACAGAGAUAUAAAAAGCGACAACAUCCUCUUGGGUAUGGAUGGAUCCGUCAAGCUUACCGACUUUGGCUUCUGUGCCCAGAUCACUCCGGAGCAAAACAAGCGCAGCACGAUGGUGGGAACGCCCUACUGGAUGGCACCAGAGGUGGUGACUCGAAAGGCUUACGGCCCAAAAGUGGAUAUCUGGUCUCUGGGAAUCAUGGCGAUAGAGAUGGUGGAGGGAGAACCGCCCUACCUGAAUGAGAAUCCACUCAGGGCGCUGUACCUGAUAGCUACCAAUGGGACUCCAGAGCUGCAGAACCCAGAGAGGCUGUCAUCUGUGUUCAGAGACUUCCUCAACCGCUGUCUGGAGAUGGACGUGGACCGCAGAGGCUCUGCCAAGGAGCUGCUACAGCAUUCCUUCCUCAAGCUCGCGAAGCCUCUCUCCAGCCUGACGCCUCUGAUUGUAGCCGCGAAGGAAGCCAUAAAGAACAGCAGUCGCUAGGGAGUGCCCUCUGUCCACACCCAAGGCUGAAGACCUGCCUGCGUUGUGUGCAUUCAUGGGGGCAGGAACUUGGG